Molecule: messenger RNA, 6770 nt
Organism: Phalacrocorax carbo (great cormorant)
Lineage: Eukaryota; Metazoa; Chordata; Aves; Suliformes; Phalacrocoracidae
Source: RefSeq, a predicted model, not a curated record
UCGGCGGCUGGACGGGAGCGGAGCGGAGCCGCGCUGCCAGCCCGCCCCGUCCCGUCCCGAGCCGACCCGAGCGGGCAGCGCCCGGGGGCAGCCGCCGCCCCAUGCGCUGAGGGGCGGCGGGAUGGGGCCGCGGGGCGCCGGCCGCUGGGCCGGCCGGGCCGAGGCGCCGGCUCCCGGUUGGACGUGCCUCCUGCCGCUGCUGCUGUGCGCCGCGCUCCGGAGUCUGCUGGCCAGCCCCGGCAGCGAGGUGAACUUACUGGACUCACGCACAGUAAUGGGGGAUCUAGGAUGGAUAGCCUACCCAAAAAAUGGGUGGGAAGAAAUUGGUGAGGUGGAUGAAAACUAUGCUCCAAUACACACAUACCAAGUAUGCAAGGUAAUGGAACAGAAUCAGAACAACUGGCUUCUGACCAGCUGGAUCUCUAAUGAAGGGGCAUCCCGCAUCUUCAUUGAGCUCAAAUUCACCCUGAGGGACUGUAACAGCCUUCCAGGAGGACUUGGGACCUGCAAAGAGACUUUUAACAUGUAUUACUUUGAAUCAGAUGAUGAAGAUGGGAGGAACAUCAAAGAAAACCAGUAUAUCAAGAUCGAUACCAUUGCUGCUGAUGAGAGCUUCACAGAGUUGGACCUCGGUGACAGAGUUAUGAAGCUAAACACAGAGGUAAGAGAUGUCGGACCCCUAACGAAAAAGGGAUUUUACCUCGCUUUCCAGGAUGUGGGUGCCUGCAUCGCCCUAGUCUCUGUGCGCGUGUACUACAAGAAAUGCCCAUCCGUGAUCCGCAACCUGGCCCGCUUUCCUGACACCAUCACAGGAGCGGAUUCCUCACAGCUGCUAGAGGUGUCAGGUGUCUGUGUCAACCACUCAGUGACUGAGGAGGCGCCGAAGAUGCACUGCAGUGCUGAGGGGGAAUGGCUGGUGCCCAUUGGGAAGUGCUUGUGCAAGGCAGGGUACGAGGAGAAGAACAACACCUGCCAAGUCUGCAGACCUGGGUUCUUCAAAGCUUCACCCCACAGUCCAUCCUGCAGCAAAUGUCCCCCUCACAGCUACACGCUUGAUGAAGCAUCCACAUCUUGCCUGUGUGAAGAACACUAUUUUAGGAAGGAAUCAGACCCACCUACAAUGGCCUGUACAAGACCCCCCUCUGCUCCUCGGAGUGCCAUCUCAAAUGUUAACGAGACUAGUGUCUUUCUGGAAUGGAUUCCCCCUGCUGAUACUGGUGGAAGGAAAGAUGUGUCUUAUUAUAUUGCAUGCAAGAAGUGCAACUCACACUCAGGUCUGUGUGAGUCGUGUGGCGGUCAUGUCAGGUACCUCCCCCAGCAAACCGGCCUGAAAAACACCUCUGUCAUGAUGGUGGAUCUGCUUGCUCAUACAAACUAUACCUUUGAAAUUGAGGCAGUGAAUGGAGUGUCCGACCAGAACCCUGGAGCCCGGCAGUUUGUGUCUGUAAAUGUAACCACAAACCAGGCAGCACCUUCUCCAGUCAGUAGUGUGAAAAAAGGGAAGAUAACUAAAAAUAGCAUCUCCCUUUCCUGGCAGGAGCCAGAUCGACCCAACGGCAUCAUCCUGGAAUACGAAAUCAAAUAUUUUGAAAAGGACCAGGAGACGAGCUACACCAUCAUCAAAUCCAAAGAGACGACGAUUACGGCAGAUGGCUUGAAACCAGGUUCAGCGUACAUCUUCCAGAUCCGAGCCCGGACAGCUGCCGGCUACGGUGGCUUCAGCCGAAGAUUUGAGUUUGAAACCAGCCCAGUGUCAGUAGCUGCAUCCAGCGAUCAGAGCCAGAUUCCUAUAAUUGUUGUGUCUGUAACAGUGGGAGUCAUUCUGCUGGCUGUUGUUAUCGGUUUCCUUCUCAGUGGAAGUUGCUGCGAUCAUGGCUGUGGGUGGGCUUCUUCUCUGCGUGCUGUUGCCUAUCCGAGCCUAACAUGGCGAUGUGGCUACAGCAAGGCUAAACAAGAUCCAGAAGAAGAAAAGAUGCAUUUUCAUAACGGCCACAUUAAGUUGCCUGGAGUAAGGACCUACAUUGACCCCCACACCUAUGAGGACCCUAAUCAAGCUGUCCAUGAGUUUGCUAAGGAAAUUGAAGCUUCGUGCAUAACCAUCGAAAGAGUUAUUGGAGCUGGUGAAUUUGGGGAAGUCUGCAGUGGGCGACUGAAGCUGCAGGGAAAGCGGGAGUUUCCGGUGGCUAUCAAAACCCUGAAGGUGGGCUACACAGAGAAACAGAGACGAGAUUUCUUGGGAGAAGCAAGCAUCAUGGGGCAGUUUGACCACCCCAACAUCAUCCACCUGGAAGGCGUCGUCACAAAAAGCAAACCAGUAAUGAUAGUGACCGAAUACAUGGAGAACGGUUCUCUGGAUACAUUUUUAAAGAAGAACGAUGGGCAGUUCACGGUCAUUCAGCUGGUUGGGAUGCUGCGAGGCAUUGCAUCAGGAAUGAAGUACCUGUCUGACAUGGGUUACGUACACAGAGAUCUGGCUGCCAGGAAUAUCCUAAUCAACAGCAACUUAGUCUGCAAGGUGUCAGACUUUGGCCUCUCCAGAGUCCUAGAAGAUGACCCGGAAGCAGCAUACACAACCAGGGGAGGGAAGAUCCCCAUCCGAUGGACAGCACCCGAAGCAAUUGCCUUCCGCAAAUUCACAUCGGCCAGCGACGUUUGGAGCUACGGCAUUGUAAUGUGGGAGGUGAUGUCCUACGGCGAGAGACCUUACUGGGAAAUGACAAACCAAGAUGUGAUUAAAGCCGUGGAGGAAGGCUAUCGCCUGCCAAGUCCCAUGGACUGCCCUGCUGCUCUCUACCAGCUAAUGCUCGACUGCUGGCAGAAAGACCGCAACAGCAGGCCCAAGUUUGACGAGAUUGUCAGCAUGUUGGACAAGCUCAUCCGUAACCCAAGCAGCUUGAAGACAUUGGUUAAUGCAUCGAGCAGAGUAUCAAAUCUGUUGGUAGAGCACAGUCCAGUCGGGAGUGGUGCCUACAGGUCGGUGGGUGAGUGGCUGGAAGCUAUCAAAAUGGGCCGAUACACAGAGAUCUUCAUGGAGAAUGGAUACAGUUCCAUGGAUGCUGUGGCUCAGGUGACCCUAGAGGAUUUGAGGCGGCUGGGAGUGACACUUGUUGGUCACCAGAAGAAGAUAAUGAACAGCCUUCAAGAGAUGAAGGUCCAGUUGGUGAACGGGAUGGUGCCAUUGUAACUCGGUUUUAAAGUCGCUUCCUCAAGUGGGUCGGUCCUGCACUUUGUACACUAGCCCUGAGAUUUAUUUUGACUAAAAAAAAAAAAGAAAAGAUAAAAAGGGAAAUUCCGUGGUUUCUAUAACUGAAGGACGUUGGCCUCUGCCGCAGCAUUUCUAAAGCAGUGUUUGACUAAAGUUCUCCUUUUCUUCCUAUUUGUGUCCUCAUUUUCAUGAAGUAAAUGUAAGAUGCAUGGAACAUGGAAAUGAAUCUGCUGUACGUGAGGUUAACCCAUCUCUUAAGCUUCAGCGACGACGACAAGCCUUGCCACCACACGUGGGAUAUAUAUAUAUAGCACCUUUAUAUACUGAAUUACAGCAGUACAUGGUAAUACUUCCAAGGACUGACUUGAGUGGAGGAGUUUUGUAGCCGUUCAUGGGCUCCCAAAAGCUGCAGUUAACUGAAGUUUAACUUCAAGUCUUACUUGUCUACAGAAGUGUAUUGAAGAGCAAUAUGAUUAGAUUAUUUCUCAAUAGAUAUUUUGUUUUGUAAAUUUAAAGAAAAAAAAAUGCUGUUACACAGCAUUAAGUUAUAGAGACUAGUGUAUAAACAUGUUGCUUGCUCCAUGGCAGAUACAAUACAGGGUGUAUAUUUUUUUUUCCUCCCUCUGUGUUACCAAGUUCUUCUUGUUUGCUCUUCUGGGAAGAUAAUACAUGGUGAAGAUGUAUAUACUGUACAGUUUGUUACGCAUCAGGUACAAGAUUGGGGCUCUUUCCUCGGUUUGUUCUUUCUUUCCCCUCUCUUUCACUUUGUUUUCUCUCCCUUUUGUGUUACUGCUGUGCUUUGUAUUUUUGCUGCUGUUUGGUUUGAGCAACAUAUAAAGCCUUCAGGAGUUUCGAUUACGUAUAUGAGGUAGAAGGAGUCUGCUUAAAUAGAAGACGUCGCCCCCUCUUCCUUUCUACCACAGGCUGGGGACGUCCAGAAGAAGAAAAGUAAAGCAUCUGGUUCUCGGUGACCUCCAGCAGCAACCUGGCUUCAGUUUUCAUGUGUAUGAGUCCAGCCCAAAGAUAGCGUGGGAUUGCCUCCUCACCGGUGUUUCAGCCCUGCGGUCAUCACCCAGUGCAGCCCUCGCCCCUGUCCCUGGAGCCCAGGAGAGAAACCACAGGUGGUUGUAGCUGGAAGGAAGGGAUUUUGCUGUUCCUCUUCUCAUUAUGGGGGUCACAUCCUGGGAUGUGGUGUGGAGGCGAGCCUGUGGUCAUCCAGCAUGGAGAUUUUGCAAUAUUUCCCCCAAAGUGGUGGUGGUGGUGGGAUUAUUUUGGAAACUGUGCUGUCCCAGGUUGUCUCUCUGGGCAUUUUCGGUUUGGGUAUGGACCUGGCCACUUUGGGGCAGAGCACAGAGAGGAGGGAAGAGGAGAGCAGCCCAAUGUGGUCACAGCAGUGGCAUCCUGUGGGUGAGAAGGUCCCAUCCAAUCAGCGCAGUUAAUUUGGUAUUCAUAGGUUGGACUUUUUUUUGGGGGGGGGAAAGAUAAGGAUUAAAAAAUGGCUCAGUGGAUGGCAAGUGUUUGCUGUUUCUGUAGAUAUAUUGCUUCCUUAGAGGUUUGGUAGCAUCUUGUAGCAUCCUUCCUUGGUGAUAACAUCGACAUAUUGACUUGCUGCAGCUCCCUUAGUCCCCAGCACUGCAGAGCCGAGGUCAAUGAGCUCAUCCAGUGCCGCAAGGAGGCCUGUGUCCUUCACGUCUUGCAGAAGCAGGUGUUGAAUGCCACCUUCAGCUGUUUCAAAGGUCUUUCUUCCAUUUCCCCCAAGCCUUUGGAUGAGAUUUGAAACAAAGAAUGGUUUCUAAGGGAAAGGUCUACAAGGAGAGGGGUUCUUUUAGCAGCAGGGCUUUGCUUGCUUUCAGCAGGGCUUCUUCAGGCAAUAUUUGCCUGUUCUGAAAUGGCCGUCGCCUCCUCUGCAAGCUGCUGCUGAGCUCCUUGGGAAUUGGGAGUAUUCAGAGGAGGGAGAGGAGCUGUGAUGAGGUUUGACAAAUCUUGGUGGUGUGAUUUCUCAUCCUGUUGUUUCAUUUUGGCAGCCACCGGACCACAAAAGAGGAGGGAAGAUUCAAGACAUAACAAUUUUGGUGCGGCAAAGAGAUUUGUCAUAUAAUAAAUAAGAUCAUUAGAGCUGUUAGCAGAACAGUCUUGGGAUUAUUUGUGCCUUCCUGCCUGCAGGACUUAGGAAAAUAACCUGUAGGAAGACAGAAACAACUCUUUUUGUCAGGAGGAAUUAUUCGGUUGCCGCCCACAUCCAUCGGCCGCACUGAGAGAUGCGAUUAGUUAAUACACAGCACUUUCUGCCCGUCAUCUCCGCUUGUUCCUUAUCUGUUAGCUCUGCUGGAGGAGUUGGGUUUGGUCUUUUUUCAUGGACUUCUAACAGCAAAAUCCCCUUUCCAGCAUUUGUGGGGUUUUAAAGGCGUAUGUGGUAUGGCUGGGAUGCAUACCAGGUGCUGGAGUAACCUUCAAAAUUAUAAACUAGUGAAAAGCAAACUGUUCUUAAGCCAGACUGCAUUUGUAAAUAGGGCAUUUCUUCUUGGUUCCUCCAAUAAAUAAAUAAAUAAUCUUUUCUAUUUAUUUCAAGAGCUGGUCUUGCUACAGAUCUUUGUCUCGGAGCAAAAAAUAAAAUAAAAUGGUCUUUUAACAAGUAGGGUCCAAAAGUUACAGCUUCUAUGUCCAUAAGCAAAUUCCAGAGGUUUCCAUCCACAAACUGCAAGUACGCUGUAUUUUGGGCAUGAUUGUAUAUAUUGGGGUGCAGCAAAAUGAGAUGACAGUGAUAUUUUACUGGCUAUGCUCUUAGUAAGGGCUGUAGGUAGAUUUCCUGCCUAUGGGUAAGUCUGAGCACUUUACUUUUCUAGCUCACUAGUGCUGCAGCUGGUCCAACGAAUACUUUUUUCCCCAUUAGAUUUUGCUGCUCAUUGUGAGGAAGGUAUUUCAGAAGAUGUGGGAGGUGAAAAGGCUCUUUUCGAUCUAGUUUUUCAUUUUGGGAGAAAGAAGUGUCCCCAGGCAUGACUUGCGUAGACUGCCCCCCUUUCAUUGUGUAGCUACCAUUUGGAACACUUACCUGAGCAUAAAAAAGGAAGACUAAUUUAAAAGAAAAAAAAAAAGUUUAAAAUUUUAUUUAUUCCUUCUAUAUGCUAACGGCAAGAACAAAAAAGGUAAUUUUUUUUUUUGUCUAUUCAGUGUUGAAUAUAAUGUAGGAAGUCCCAGUGGUCAAGAAAUUGUGACUACUUGGGCUGCUGUGGUCUUGAAAUUAGUUGUUAAGGCAUAUGUAAGAUGCAUCAGUAGCAGUCUUAAGAGUAACAUUUAGUUUCCAAUCCUUUAUUGUAAUUCCUUAGGACAGGUAGGGCGGGAGCUGGCGCAUCCAGCGCUGCCAGAGCCGCAGCAUCCAUCUCGGCUCCUUGCGUCGGCAUUUUAACUCACAGGAGACUGUAGUGUUGCUGUAUUUAUUCCUCCCCUCCCCCUGCCUCCACCUUGGAUGCUCUCUGUGCAUUUGGUUUGUGUACAUGGGUUUUUUUGUAGUGUAAGAUAUGAGAUUUUCUAUUUUUUCAUAAAAAUAAAAAGCUUUGACUAACAGUGA